Podospora pseudocomata is the source of this 1369-nucleotide messenger RNA. RefSeq lists its product as uncharacterized. The transcript has 5 exons. The record is from RefSeq and is a predicted model, not a curated record. Lineage: Eukaryota; Fungi; Ascomycota; Sordariomycetes; Sordariales; Podosporaceae. Bases 1 to 972 code for a protein of 323 amino acids.
AUGGCCGACAUUUCGAACGGACAUGCGAACGGGAAUGCCAGUGUGGAUGCCCUCAAGAACAACCUUGCUGCCACCUACAACAAUGUUACCAGCGGCCCUGUAGCUCAGAACAUCAAGGCCGAGGGCGCGAGAACCACGGAUGAGCUUUCCAACUUGGCCAACUCUCGCCGCGCUCCUUCGUACACCGCGGCUACUGGCCAGCCCUUGACUCAUUACCACUCCUUCUUCUCGGAGCUGUUGUCAUGGAAGAAUCCUCGCGCCUCUGGAAUUGCCUACCUCACAAUCGUCUCGUUCAUCUUCUCGGUUAGAUACCUGGAUGUUCUCCGAUGGGGUCUCAAGCUCACAUGGAUGGCCCUCGGUGUUACCAUUGCCGCCGAGAUCGCCGGAAAAGCCAUUUUGAACAAUGGCUUUGCUACCCAGCUCCGCCCUCGCAAGUACUACACUGUUCCCCGAGAGACACUUGAUGCCGUUAUUGGCGACGUCAACGAACUUAUCAACUUUGGUGUGAUCGAGUCCCAACGCAUUCUUUUCGCUGAGAACAUCUGGGCUUCCGCUGCUGUUGCCCUCGGCGCCUUCAUCUCGUACUACUUGGUCAAGGUUGUCCCGUACUGGGGUCUUGCUCUCAUCGCCACCUCCGUCAUCUUCUUCGCCCCUCUCAUUUACACCACCAACCAGGAGCUUAUCGACAGCCAGAUCCAGCACGCUGGUGAGAUUAUCAAUGAUCAGACCGAGCAGAUCCGCUCCUUGGUCCAGAAGAACACCGAGCAAGCCACCCAGGUUACCAAGCAGUACAUGGGCGACUACACCGCCAAGGCUCAGUCCUUGAUCAAGGGUGCUGUUGGUCAAGAGAAUGGCCACAAAUCCGAGCUCAAGCCGACUGACUUCCCCGUCGCUCCCAAGGAGGACAUCAAGUCGGAGCCUAUUGCUCCCCCUACCAAGGCCGGUGAGGAGGAGCCUUUGAUCGCUGCUUAAGUGAGCAAGGCUUCCUUCGACAAUCAUUCGCGCUUGCUCUGCCUUGUUGAGCCAGAUGAGUGACAAAAAAACAGAAAUCCGAUCAAACCUGUGGCAAACUUUUAUGGCGCGGGACGGGGCAUGGAAUGGCUGGACGGUACAAAGACUGCCACUUUUUCUUUUAAUGGGAUCAUGGGAUGGUGCGAGACUGCUUUUUUCUCAGUAGUUUCGAUAUGCUAUUGUUGUUAUUCCCGGGUUGUGUUUUCUUUUGGGGACUAUUGGGAUGAGGAGGGACGUUGAAUCCACGAAUGCGUUCCCCUGUUUUGUUGUUAUGAGUAGUUAUGAUCCUAGGGUUUCCUGGCAAAAAUGACAUGGGGGGUGACCGGGUGUUGGUUGUAAUACAAGUACGUUUUUAUGA